This is a messenger RNA of Sinocyclocheilus anshuiensis, 982 nucleotides long. Its product is annotated as transmembrane protein 74B-like. Lineage: Eukaryota; Metazoa; Chordata; Actinopteri; Cypriniformes; Cyprinidae. The coding region runs from base 88 to 786 and encodes 232 amino acids. The transcript has 2 exons. The record is from RefSeq and is a predicted model, not a curated record.
GCGUUACUAUGAUAUCUGUGGAGCGAUCGCGUCUGAAGGUGAAACAGGAGGCAUUUGAUUCAACAUGAGUGCAAGCGUUGAGUGUCGAUGAAGUCUCUGAACGCCGUGGAGCUCCGUGAACUGGGGGAUGGGAGCAGGAGAGAACCUCCUCAGACCUCCUCAGGACCGCAGCCCACAGCCGGCAUCGAAAACGCGUCGUUUGAGGAUGAGGAUCCGGGAACGAGGAUCCGCGUUACCUCCAGAACAUCUGGACCUGAGUUCACGUCCAUCGACUCUCAGUCGAAUCCGCUGCCUAUUCAGAGAGAAGUGCCGUCACCGCGCUCCGAAGACGAACCUGAGCUCGAGUACAACGGUCAUUCGGUGGACUACGGGUUCAUUUUUGCGCUCAUUUUCCUCGUAAGCGGCAUCAUAUUAGUGGUAAUCGCCUACACGAUCCCAAGAGAGGCUAAAGUCAAUCCGGACCAAGUGACAGCGCGGCAAAUGGAGAAACUGGAGAUGUAUUACGCACAACUCGGUUCUCACCUCGACAAAUGUAUUAUUGCAGGACUUGGUUUGCUCACUCUGGGAGGAAUGCUUCUAUCUAUUUUAUUAAUGGUGUCUAUAUGCAAAGGGGAACUGUAUCGCCGGAGGACUUUCGCUAGAAGACCCAUGAAAUCGUACGGAUCCAUUAAUAUGAGGAUGAGGCAGUUAGCUGAGGGUGAUGGGAGGGAGACGCUUGUGGAAUGUGAACCGAACGCCAUCGCUGCGAACGGUAAUCAGGUUCCUUCUGGAACGCUAAACACGUAGCACAACAGAAUCACAUUGAAAAACCUGUAGAUUUGCAGUCACAAAAGGAAAUAGUGCUCGCAAGGCAGCUUAAAUAGAGGUUUUUGGAUAAGUUUCUGUUUUUGGCUUUGAUAAUCUGUGAAUGAAACACCUCAUCAGAGCCACGGUUGCUGUUGCCUUUUUUUUUUUUGUCUGCUUUGUUGCCAGAUCUCUUGGU